AUCUGCUUCUAACAUAUGUUUGAAUUUUCAUUUCAACCAAUCAAUGACGACCAUUCUCACAGAAACGACAUUUGUUUCAAAAUGGCGGAAGAUUGCACCGAAAACGAAUAUAACGUAGCAGAAAUUACUAGAUUACAGGCCUUGUUUAGAGGGGUUUUAGUGAGGAAGUGGAUGCAUGAGACAAGAGAGGAGUAUGAUGGAAUUUUCAGCAAAAUUGAAAACAACAGCAGCAGCAUUCACCCCGCAUGGAAAUCCAAAAGACUUUGUAGACCAAUUGUUCAGAAAAAACAAAAGCACAAAACACUUCAAAGGGAUAGUGCUAGCCCAGUGGUAGAAAAAACAAAAGAUUCACAUGAAGUACCCAAAAUACAGGAUGUGGCAUCCCAGCAAACAAUAUUUGUUCAGACAGAGCUUACCAAUGGUGCUAGUUCAAAAUUGAUAGACAUAGAGAAAUCGUGCGAAAAUGAAACUCGAUCAUCAUUUCAAUAUCUUGAACACAAAUUUCUUACAGUGGAAACACAAACCAGUUUUUGUGAACCCAGUUCAUACUCGGAAGAAAAACCCACAAGUGAACAGUGUGUGCAGACAAGGAAGGAGUCAACAGACCAUUGUUUACCUCAGGCCUGGGAACAGACUUUGGAGCCAGAACAAACAGAAAAGAUCAAAACUGUAACAGCAUCUGAAGUCUUUACUGUUGAAGAAGUCAAAGAACAAGCAACGUAUAAAGAUUCAUCCGACCACGAACAAGGAGAAGCGGGAGGUACUGAUGUAAAGGAGUGCUUGUCUGCAAAGCAACCUACAAACCUGACAUCUCCAGGAUUCUCAUCCCACAGUGAAUCUUCUGCACCUACAAAAGGAAUAUCUCCCAGGGGAAAGCAAAACACAGGUGGGACCUCCUGGGGUCUAUCCAAUGAAACAUCAGUAUGGGACAGUUUCCACAGUGUAACAGCUGCACCUCCAGUUAAUAUUCCCAAGGAGCCCCAGUACCCAAAGGAUUAUGAAUCUCUUCAGGACAUGAGGAAAAACAUUGCUAUGGAACUGCUCUGGGUUCAGCAAGCUAUCAACAGUAGAAAAAAUUAUCUGAGACUAAAAGGCCAAAUAUCUGCAUGACUUGGUCGCUCUUUUUGACUGGACAUCCCUAAUACCACAGUUCCAACAUUCCAGAAGACACCCACCUUACAAUUAAUCAUUCAGUACCAUAGUAUCUGUGUACGUGACAGUCCCAGCCAACAGACACUCGCACUUCUACAUGUUGAUUAUAUCUUCAGCAUUUUUAUGCCAGUAACUGUUUACACUAGUUGGUUGGAAAACAAAAAUAGAUGCCAGUUUACUUUUCCAUUUCCUAAGGUAUAAGUGUAACAUUGUCAGCAGACUGGGAAAAGACUGCAUGAUCCCUUUGAUCCAGGAGGUAGCCAAUGAAAUAAAAGUUUCAAAAUUUUCAAUAGAUCUGUACUUUUAUUUGUUUUUAUGUCUGAAUAUUCUGUAACAUGAAAAUAGUGGACAACAGAUAACAAUAAACAUAGCAACACAU
This is a messenger RNA of Magallana angulata, 1531 nucleotides long. RefSeq lists its product as uncharacterized. The transcript has 4 exons. The record is from RefSeq and is a predicted model, not a curated record. Gene Ontology annotation, molecular function: protein binding. The coding region runs from base 16 to 1110 and encodes 364 amino acids. NCBI's taxonomy places the organism in Eukaryota, Metazoa, Mollusca, Bivalvia, Ostreida, Ostreidae.